UGGUGAACGAAUACAGUCAGACGACGAUCCGAAGCGCUAAUCAACUGACGCUCACUUCCCAACUUCUCCCGGAAACGGGAACACAUGCUAUGACUUUCGCGGUGUUGUUUUUCCUGUUUUCGGCGCUUUUUGCUUCUCCUACAGAGGGAUAUUAUAAUAGUGAACGAUCAUCUAGAAUCGGGACAGAUAAAUUACUUUUAAUUCUUGUGGAUGGUUGUCGAUGGGAUUAUCCUGACAUGGCCAAACUUCCAGGAUUCAAAAAAUUGGCUGAAAAUGGUGUACGUGCCCCGUAUGUUACGCCCAUUUUUCCUUCGAAUUCUUAUCCUAAUUGGUACACUAUUGUUACAGGUCUUUAUGCCGAAAAUCAUGGAUUUGUGCAAAAUAUGAUGUAUGAUUCUUACUUCGGGGAUUUUUUCUUAAUGGGUCCGAAUGACACUGCUUCAGUUCCGCAUUGGUGGGAUAGCGCUGAACCACUUUGGAUAACUGCUGAGAAGAAUGGACUAAGAAGUGCCCUAUAUUGGUGGGAUGGUUGCCAGGUUGAAAUCCGAGGUAGAAAACCAACCUAUUGCCGAAAAUAUAAGUAUGUUGGAUAUUCUUGGUCUACUGUGAACGAUGAUACGAAAGAUGCUCUGUUAGUAGCUCUACAACUUAUGGAGAAGAAUGAAGUACAAUUAGUUCAAAUUUACUACGAAUCUGUAGAUUUUAAUGGUCAUAAAUAUGGUCCAAAUUCUUUUGAAAGAAAACAAGCUGUGAAAGAUAUUGAUAAUAUAUUAGAUUUAGCGCAGCGUGAAAUAUCUAGAAGAAGACUACAUGAUAAGGUGAAUCUUGUGGCACUUUCUGAUCACGGAAUGACAUCGACGGAUUCAAGAGGCUUGAACGUCAUAAAUCUGCAACAGUUGGUUGAUGUUUCUGAUAUAAAAUACAUGGUAUAUUAUGGAGCAACAAGCAUGCUACUGCCAUGUGAGGGAAAAACUGAGAAGCUGUAUGAAGAGCUCAAAGGAAUAACAGGUCUUCAUGUUUACCUCAAAGAAGAAAUUCCUGAACACUAUCACAUAAGAAAUAAUAGACUAACACUUCCAAUACUUUUGGUGGCUUCCAAAAACUAUUAUAUCAAAGGAUUAGAUAUCCCUGGUAAAAGCAUUCCUACUGGUUCAUCAAUAUCAUUAGGAUCUCAUGGCUAUGAUCCAUAUGAAGUUCCAGAUAUGAGAGGCAUUUUCUUCGCUAGAGGACCAGGACUAAAGAGAAAUUACAUAUCGCAGCCUCUACAGAUGGUUGAUAUUUAUAAUAUUCUUUGUGAGCUUUUAGGUAUUGAGCCAUUGCCAAAUAAUGGAACAAAAACUGUGGCUAACGGAAUUACAGCAUUAAGAUACUCCUCCGCUAAUCCACGCAUAAGCUUCUGUGCUAAACUUUAUUUUUAUUUAGCACUUAUGUUGCCAACAAUAUUUUAUAGAUUUUUAUCGUCUGUCACGUGAUUAAUAUAAUUAAAUUCCUAUGAAAAUAAAACAAUUAGUGAGAUUUUUUAAUUUGAAAUCAAGCAAGAAAAUAGAUUUGAAAUAAGAGCUCAAUUAUACUUGUUCUCAUCACCGGAAACUUUUCAUAUACAUGAGCCAUGAAGAAACAAAGAAAUCAUAAAGUUGUUUGAUAAUUAUAUUUUUAGUAAAUACUUAUUUUAAGUAAUUGCAGACUGACAGAAUGUAUAAGAGCUGUUCUAUUUAUAUGGUUGUUAAUAUUUGUAUAAUAAAAUAUUUUUUUACUGA
Molecule: messenger RNA, 1757 nt
Organism: Parasteatoda tepidariorum (common house spider)
Lineage: Eukaryota; Metazoa; Arthropoda; Arachnida; Araneae; Theridiidae
Product: glycerophosphocholine cholinephosphodiesterase ENPP6
Source: RefSeq, a predicted model, not a curated record